Molecule: messenger RNA, 1803 nt
Organism: Tauraco erythrolophus (red-crested turaco)
Lineage: Eukaryota; Metazoa; Chordata; Aves; Musophagiformes; Musophagidae
Source: RefSeq, a predicted model, not a curated record
AUGAGGAAGAACUUCUUCACGUUCAUCGCCUUUGCCUCUUUAUUCUUCAUCCUAGUCUCGAUCACAACCUUUUGCCUGGAAACACAUGAGGCUUUCAACACCAUUAUAAACAAAACUGAGCAGGUCGUCAACGGGACAGAAACUGUGCUACAGUAUGAAAUUGAGACAGAUCCUGCCCUGACAUACGUGGAAGGAGUCUGCGUGGUGUGGUUUACAUUUGAAUUUUUGGUACGCGUUGUUUUUUCCCCCAACAAACUUGAAUUCAUCAAAAACCUUUUGAAUAUCAUUGACUUUGUGGCCAUCCUGCCCUUUUACCUAGAAGUGGGCCUAAGUGGGCUCUCCUCCAAAGCUGCUAAGGAUGUGCUUGGUUUCCUCAGGGUGGUGAGGUUCGUCAGGAUCUUGCGAAUCUUCAAGCUCACCCGGCACUUUGUGGGGCUCAGGGUGCUGGGACACACCCUGCGAGCCAGCACCAACGAGUUUUUGCUGCUGAUAAUAUUCCUGGCACUCGGCGUUUUGAUAUUUGCCACCAUGAUCUACUACGCAGAGCGGGUGGGAGCCCAGCCUAAUGACCCCUCAGCCAGUGAGCACACACAGUUCAAAAAUAUCCCUAUAGGCUUCUGGUGGGCUGUAGUCACCAUGACCACCCUAGGGUACGGGGAUAUGUAUCCACGGACUUGGUCAGGCAUGCUGGUAGGAGCCCUGUGCGCGCUGGCAGGGGUGCUCACCAUAGCCAUGCCUGUGCCUGUGAUAGUUAACAAUUUCGGGAUGUACUACUCCCUGGCCAUGGCCAAGCAGAAACUGCCGAGGAAGAGGAAGAAGCACAUCCCUCCUGCUCCUCAAGCCAGCUCGCCCACUUUCUGCAAGACGGACUUGAAUAUGGCCUGCAAUAGCACACAGGGGGACAUCUGCCUGGGCAAGGACAACCAGAUGAUGGAGCACAACAGAUCAUCAGUGUUAUCAGGUGAAGACAGUGCAGGAAGUGAGCAGCCACUCUCACCUGGUGAAAGGCUCCCUCCCAUCAGACGCUCUAGUACCAGAGACAAAAACAGAAGAGGGGGAACAUGUUUCCUACUGACAACAGGUGAUUACACGUGUGCUACUGAUGGAGGGAUCAGGAAAGUGUUGUACAGAAUUUAUCAUGGAUUUUUGACUGCUGAAAAAGGGACAAUGGAAUUUAGCCAUACCAAGGACUGUACUGGAAAGAGACUGCUGCUGCUGAAUGGGCCCUGAUAAACAACUCACGCCUUGAGGAGGUCACUGAGGCUUUACAUGGGAAGUAGAGCUCGUUAAAGAAGAUUAAAGACUGCUCAUAAGUACUGCUGCCAGAAGAAGGGGUGCCUAGUCACUGUUGAUGAGUCAACUGUAAAUAAAACGCGUAUGCAUGGAAUAUCAGUUUUUAUCUAUAUCAAGGAAAGCUGAAUUCAAGUCAUCAUUGCUAAGGCUCCAUGCAAAGACCCACACCCCUGUGUGUAUUCUUCCUGGUUCCUGCAGUAAGUUGUGCUGUGGAUCAUACAAAGACACACACUUAAUAAUGAUAGUGAUGUAACUACAUCUGUCUUGACUUCUGUCAUAAUAAUGAUAUAUUUUGCAAAGGUCACAAAUAUGAACAGAGUAGGUUUGCAUAAGUCCUUGCUUUCUCAGUUUGCCAUGACCUAUAUUUGUAUGAGUUGUAGUGGACAUUGCAAGUCUUAAGUUUACUUUUUACUUUGAUAACAGAAAUGUGACUGCAGACAAACAUCACUGACUUUGUUCACAGCACACAGUCUUCUUUCAUUGUUACCUCAAACUAUUAAGUAUUGUAAG